Closterium sp. Naga37s-1 is the source of this 645-nucleotide messenger RNA. The record is from the annotation of a GenBank genome assembly. NCBI's taxonomy places the organism in Eukaryota, Viridiplantae, Streptophyta, Zygnematophyceae, Desmidiales, Closteriaceae.
AUGGAUAUCGACUCCGAUAGGUUGGCGUCGCACGAUCGUGCAGUCGAUGUGGCCGACUGUCACACAGAUGCUCGCAGUCGCAUGGACGAAGACGACGCUCGCACAGCGCCGUUCGAGGCGUCGCUCGUGCCGUAUGCGACGGACGAGCGCCGCACGCCGCAUGGCCGCUGCCGUCGAGCUCCCUUCCACGGCCCUCUCGCUCGCGCGCUGGGUCUCAACGACUGGUUCUCCAGCGAGGUAUGGCGCGCGGCCGUUAUCGAGCUCGUGGGCACGGCGUCGAUCGUCUGCCUCUCCGUCAUUGCCACCACCUCUUGCCUCAACUCCUCCUUCACCUCCCCUCCUCUCGCCAUCGGCCUCGUCAACGGGCUCCUUUUAACUCUUCACAUCCUCGCCACGGCUCCCGCUUCAGGCGGCCACGUCAAUCCCUCCAUCACGAUCGCGACGUUCUUCGCUGGUCUCACAUCCCUCCCCCGCGCUGCGCUUUACAUUACGGCGCAGUUUGUUGGUAGCGUGCUCGGCGCGGCUUGUGCUCGCGGAAUGCUGCCUCCUGUACUCCACAUCUUCUUACGGUCCCAUAUCAACCACCCUGCCUCCACCACUCUCUCCCCCAUCGGGAAUAUCCAUGCCACAGGGCUUACUUACUGA